CAAAAUUUUUAAAGUCAAUGAAUGACAGAUAAGAGAUUACAACAAUUCUCGAACUUACGGUGCAAAAAUAUAAUAAAUAAACGAUAUUACAAAUGUCAAAAUGUUUAGGUAUUCGUUAUCGUGGUAUAUUUUUGCAUUCACAUUAUUGGAAUCAAUAAUUAACACACAUUUAACAGUUCAUGACAGCAAUCAUGGUUUUAUCACAAACAAUCAGAGGUAUUUCGACAGCGAUCUUGGCGUUAUCCAAGAGGAAAUUACAUCCGGAUUGAGGUCAUCAAGAAUCAAUGACGCAAAUCUUAAAUUACAACUCAAGUUUGAACCUGAAUUUCUUGAUUUUAAAUACAGACCUUUGGGAGUUCCUCAUUUAGAAAAAGUUACUUUGUUUAAUAUUGACAACAACAAAAGUAUUGAUAUGACCUCUAUUUCGGGAAGUACAGUACAUUUUCACAGUUCUUUUUUUGAGGAUAAGAAAAUUCCUCCUCUUGGUAACACUUCCUUCAAUGUUGUUUUCUUGGGUCGUGAGGAAGGUUAUGUUGAAAGCAAUUUAUUUAUUCACACCACCGAGGGUCACUUUAAAUAUAACGUCAAAGGUUCAAGCAUUUACAGCCCCUACCGACUCCGCCCCAUUGUGGGCAUAAAACUGCCAAUAAACGCCUCAUUUUCUCCUUUAAUCUACAUGCACAACCCCCACACUCAGCCCAUUCAAAUAGUGGAAGUGUACAGCAGUGGCGGGGACUUCCACCUCGAGCUCCCCACCGGCGAGCUCGAGGGCCCCAAAGACAUGUGGGAAAUCCCGCCGCUGCAAACCAAAGCCGUAAUUCGCGUCCGAUUUCAAGCGAAAUCUGAACAAAACCACACAGCCUAUGUGCGCAUCAAAAUCAACAGUACGGAAGAAAUACUUGUUGUGCCAUUAGAAGUUCAAGUCUCAGCAGAUGGGGGCAUUUUUGAGCCCCAAGGAAGCAUAGAUUUCGGAAUCGGGGGCAACCUAGAUUCACCCAAAACCGUCGACUUGUGCGUCUUUAACCCCUUAAAAAAGGCCGUGAAAAUACACAGCGUUGCCGCUUCUUCCAAUUCGGUGAAAGUUGAUUUCGAAAAUACGAAAGUUAUGCCCACGAAGAACGGUUGUGUUAAAGUUGGCACUCUCACUCUGGAUUGGAAAAGUGCAUUCAAGUCGGAGGAAUUUUUCGGGAAAAUUACAGUGAAAUACAAGAAUGGCAAAAGUAAAACGGAAAUUCCGUACUACUUGACCGUUCUUGAGGGGGGCAUUACGUACGACCCGCUCGUUACGCGAUAUUUUAUCAAUGACAAGUCGGAAGGUUUGGCUUCACGGAGUUUCAAAGUGAAGAAUAAUUUUCAGUCGCCGGUCAGAAUAAUCAACUUUACAUUAAACGAAGAUGCACAGAAAUAUUUUAAAAUUGAAAAUUUUAAACCAAUUUUACUCAAACCUCAACACGAGUCAACAAUUUUCACCGUCAAACUAAAAAAUGGGAUUCAAAUCACCGAUUUGAAGGUCAAUUCAAAUAUAAUUAUCAAAACGAACGUUUCGGAACUGUUCGUGCCUCUUUUGAGCUACAACGGGAAGCUUCAAGUGUUUUUACCUUUCAAAAGUAAAGAUUAUUCGCUCGACCUCGGCUUAAUUAGCUUCGAUGCCACCAAAGAGAUAUUUUUCCUCAUCCUCAACACAAACCCGGUCACUGUAACAAUAAAAAACGUCAAAACCUCCAUACCCAUGACCAGUGCAGUUCUGCUGGGUUGUGCCAAAGGUGACCACAAUUCGGCUUUACUCCAAGUGACGUUUCAAAAUUUAACGAAAUGCAAUUCGUUAAAAACAACCGAAUAUGCGGUGAUACGUCUAACGGUCCAAACUUUUAAUGCCGAAGGCCAAAUCUGGGGGGACGUCCAGAUUGAAACCCAGUAUGAGAAUCUUUCGGUCCCGGUGCACUUCAAGGUGGCCCCCGGAAAGCUCGAAAUAGGGCCCGAUAGGCUAGUCUUUGACCAGUGUUUUCCGGGUAAAAUAUGCUCGCACCCGUUACGGGUCCACUCGACUUUCAAUGACCCAAUGAUAAUCGAGGAGAUAAUAAGUCUGCCACCGGACAAACGCCUGAGUAGCAAACAUUCGGGGCACAUUUUGGCCCGCGCGACUAAAGUCAUUGGGCAUUUGUACCUGGAUCCGACCCUGGGCUGCGGUAACGAGUGUUACACGGGGCUGCAGCACGAUACGACAGCACAAUGGCUGAAAACGCUAAGUCUUUCGAAAUCGAUCUCUGAUUUCGAUUUAAAUCUAGUCAAUGUUUUUUAUAAUAGGUAUUUAAAUUUCACCGCCAAUGGCUCGAAACGUUGGCAGAAUUUGACACUGAGACUUGACACUUCCGAAGUGAGGGGUCACAUUUUCAAAACGCGGGUCAAGAUGAGUUGGCCUAGUCUCAUAGUUGAGCAAAACUUGGAAAAUAAGUCGGUUUUUACGUUCCCUUUGACCCAAAUCGGGAAUAUUUCCUAUCGGAACAUCACGAUAAGAAAUCCGGCGAGUUAUAGUCUCGUAGUCCAGUUGGUCAUGGACAAGGCCUACCCCGAUAUUCGGUCACUAACCGAAGGCCUGCCCUCGAAUUUUAUCCCAAACGGGUUCAAUGAAAACAAAGCUAAACACGGGUUUUUCUUUCAUGAAAGUCUAAAAUCGCGUCAUUACGACCUGAGCGAUAGUUUAAAUCUGAAAAUUCACGAAGAAUCAAUUCCGGUUGUGCUAAAUCCGGGCGAGAAUUUUACGUUCACGGUCGGUUUCAAGAGCGAAGAUACUGAACCCAAUUCGGCGCUAAUCUUUAUUCGGAACAAUUUGACUAUUCUGGAGGUUGUCAAGUUGCGCGGACAGGGGGCGCACCCUCUGUUCAAAUUCGGUAACCGCAAGCCCGGUUCGGUUCAACCGCUUUCGUUCGAACUAACCGAAAAGCAUCUCAAAGAUUGCGAAAAAGAGAAACAGUACAGGAAUCCUUCGCCGAAUUUGAGCGUAAAAAGGUCGUUCACUGCGCGGAAUAUCGGCGAUGUGACCAUUUACAUAAAUGCGUUUUUUAUUAACGAUUUGCCGUGUGAAGGUUACGGUUUUAAGAUACUUAACUGUGUGCCGUUUGUGUUGCAUCCGAACGGUACGAAAAAAAUCGACAUUGCUUUUACCCCCGAUUUGACACUUUCGAAAGUCACCCGGAUUCUGGUGUUAGACACGAGUCUGAAUUUUCCCGUUAAUUAUACCUUGCACACGACUAUACCGCCGUACUAUUUGGGGCUUUGUUCGAGUCUGAUAAUGAGGCCGAGCUGGGAGAGUUAUUUGAGUUUUGUUGCGAUCGGUUUUAUGUUUUUGUUGUUUGUUUUUAUCGUUCUGUUGGCAAUCAUGGACGCGGAGAGGAUUAAAAAACAAACGAUUAGCGCCCUAAUGACGCCGAAUAAUUUAACGGCACAGCCGGUCCUGGACUUGAGGCUUGUCGGCCAACAAACGCGGGCCGAAAUUCGGUCCAAUAAAACCGAAGAUAAGAAAAUUGACGAACAAAAGAACGUCGAUAAGAAUGAGGGGAAAGCAAAGGACGGUGAAAAAUACACGGUACUUGUCCCCACAACCGGGAAAAGUAAGAAAAAACUGACGAAAAAGUGCAGUAACGAGUUAGAAAAGAGUGAUAACGACGCACAAAAGAAGCCAAACGAAGUACAAAUUAAAAGAAAGUUUGUAGAGGUGAAAAACGAGGAGAAAAAGUCGAGCGUCAGUGUUACAAAAGCUGAGAAAAAGCCGCUUCAAGUGUGUAAAAAAGUUACCAAAAAUACUAUUGUACCUGCUUACGAAGAAGAAACUUCGUCCACCACGACUGACUCUAGCAGCAAUAACGAAGAAAACGACAAAGAAACAGACCAAAGAAACUCGAAAGUUUGCUCAAAGGCCAAGUCCAAGCCAGAAACGCCCCCCGUUGUUGAAGACAAACCCCACCAGAAAAUCGAGCGCAAAAAAUCGGGCCCUAAACCGGCCCUGAAGAAAGAAACCGACAAGCCCGAAACAAAAUUCAAGUCACACAAACCGAAAAAAGACCGCCAACAUUUAAGCAAAAAACUAUCGGGAGACAAAAAUUUUAAAAUGGAGAAACGCGAAAGCCCCCCUGUGCGAGUAAGCCCCCCGAUUACGUCACCAGUGUGGGGCGAAAACCGGGCCACUUUCAGCGACGUGGUGGCGCGGGACAGUGUGGCCAACACGCGACCGCUGUCACAAAUCCCGACCAACAAACCGACAAUGUACGUGGAGCCCUACAAGCAGACUUCGGCCGAAUUGGGGCCGAUUGGCUCGCGCCGGAUUGAUUUCUGGCAGGAUGAGACACUUGAAGAUUCGAAUAGUUAUUUUUCGAAUUCGUACGAGGCUAAUCCGAAUUUGUUCGAUGAUUUCGUUGGCGGUGAAAAUUGGGCGCAGAGUCCCAUGAUGGGGCUGUUUGAUGGGACGGAGAAUGAGCGAGGGGUAACGGAUCCGUGGAAUUUGGGGACUAGUGUCUGGGAUUCGUUUUAUUCGCCUUUGGGGGAGAAUCUGGGAGUGGGGCAACAACAACAACAGCAGCAGCAGCAACAGUCGGGGUAUUUGUGGGGCUCGUCUCCCGUGUGGCAACCGUGGGCCCCCACGGAGCCGAAGACGCCCACGAGGACGCCUCCGGGGUUCGACGCGUUUACGCAAAGGAAGAACGAGGAGAUGGCGCCGCAGCAGAGGGAGACUUACAACCCGUUUGGAACAAGUAAUAUCUGGACACAGCAGCAAAACCCGUGGAACUACCAAGGACAAUGAGUGGAUCACGUGUCUAGGGUUCAGUUUUGUUUUUCGUCGGCCAUUUGCACUUAACGUGGUUUUCUCCAUUUUCUGUUGUGAGACUGUGCGUAAUUGGAUAAUACUCAUUUGUUGUAGGAACCCUAGUACAAAAUUUCAACUUUUGUCGUGUUCAAAACUGUAAUUUAUUUAUUGUUCUGCAGGUCUUCAGAGUAAAAUUUUGAGUUUCUUAAAAAAUAAAUGUUACAAUUGA
Messenger RNA from Tribolium castaneum (red flour beetle), 5027 nucleotides. RefSeq names its product Transmembrane protein 131 (gene Tmem131). Gene Ontology annotation, cellular component: membrane. Bases 101 to 4795 code for a protein of 1564 amino acids. The record is from RefSeq and is a predicted model, not a curated record. The transcript is spliced from 15 exons. NCBI's taxonomy places the organism in Eukaryota, Metazoa, Arthropoda, Insecta, Coleoptera, Tenebrionidae.